This is a messenger RNA of Zootermopsis nevadensis, 1229 nucleotides long. The record is from RefSeq and is a predicted model, not a curated record. NCBI's taxonomy places the organism in Eukaryota, Metazoa, Arthropoda, Insecta, Blattodea, Termopsidae.
AGUAAAUUACUACUAGACUACACAGCCGUAUGUCCCACAAGGUAGCCAUUAAUAUGAAACACAAGUUCUUUGCGGACUGAACGCUCUCACUGAAAUUAAAUCUUUAUGUUAUUUCAAGUUCGUCCCUAGAUGGCAGGAGAAGCACUUCGCCACUAAUUUCGACCCGUGGUUUGGAAAUCUACCAUCUCUCAUCUGUCGUUGACGUUGUUUGUUAAAUGCAGUCACAUUUUUCAUUUAUGCAUCGGACUCCAGGACGUAUGAACAACGGCGGUGACCGUUUCAUUCCGUCACGUGCUGGAAAUGAUUGGCAAACCAAGUUUGCCAUGAUCACAGAGUCUGGCCGUAAUGGAUUAACUACAAAAAAGGCUCGUGAAAAUGGUGAAGGAGGCCGUGACGGAUUGGCUUACUCUUGUCUGCUGAAAAAUGAACUUCUUGGUGCCAACAUUGAAGAUCUUAAAGGCCAGUGUGAUGAGAGAAGAACAUUUAGUCCAUUGGAGGGAUCAAAUCUCUUUCGGUAUACAAUACCCAAUCGGAAUGCAAUUCGUGAUGAAGCAUCUUUGGCAUAUUCAUUGUCACCACUUAGUGCACAAAGCCAAAAGUUGCUUAGAUCACCAAGAAAAGCAACACGCAAAAUAUCACGAAUACCCUUCAAGGUGUUGGAUGCCCCUGAGCUUCAAGAUGACUUCUACCUCAAUCUUGUUGACUGGUCUUCACAGAAUGUGUUAAGCGUGGGAUUAGGAAGUUGUGUUUAUCUUUGGUCUGCAUGCACUAGUCAAGUUACAAGGCUUUGUGAUUUAUCUGGAGAUGGGAACUCUGUAACUUCAGUUGCAUGGAAUGAGCGUGGAAAUUUGGUAGCAGUUGGCACACAUCAUGGCUACGUGCAAGUCUGGGACGUUGCUGUAAAUAAACAAGUUAAUAUGCUGCUGGGCCAGUCAGCCAGAGUUGGAGCACUUGCUUGGAAUGGUGAUGUUCUCUCAUCAGGAAGUCGUGAUCGACUUAUCUUACAACGUGAUGUCAGAACUCCUAGUCUUGUUACAGAGAGAAGAUUGGUUGGCCAUCGACAAGAGGUUUGUGGCUUGAAGUGGUCUCCAGACAACCAGAGCCUGGCCUCUGGUGGCAACGACAAUCGCCUCCAUGUUUGGAAUCUGCAUUCGCUUUCACCUGUCCAGACUUACACUGAGCAUUUGGCAGCAGUGAAAGGUUUGUUAUCGCCAUUUAUAACAGAUUGA